This is a messenger RNA of Trichomonas vaginalis G3, 2160 nucleotides long. Its product is annotated as ubiquitin-protein transferase protein. The transcript has a single exon. Gene Ontology annotation, molecular function: ubiquitin protein ligase activity. Gene Ontology annotation, biological process: proteasome-mediated ubiquitin-dependent protein catabolic process; protein polyubiquitination. NCBI's taxonomy places the organism in Eukaryota, Parabasalia, Trichomonadida, Trichomonadidae. Bases 1 to 2160 code for a protein of 719 amino acids. The record is from RefSeq and is a predicted model, not a curated record.
AUGCAACAAAAAGAUAAGAUUCAAUUUCAAGAUCUCAUUAACAAGAUUCCUAUCCUAGAGGAAUAUCUGCAAUUGAAGGAUGGAGCAAUUUUAGAUGAUUUCUUUUCUAUUUUGUGCACAUCUUUAGAAGAUGAAGAUUUGAAGCAGACAAUAUACGAAUUUAUAAAAAAUCUGCGAAGUGUUGAUAUUAAUUAUAUUUCUUUUACGAGUUUAUCUUUUAUUUUUCAAACAAUCCUCAAUCUAGUUAAAAAAUACCCAGAUAUCAUCAUAGAAUCAGGAGUCAAAGAUGUGUUCAAGAUGUUUACCAACCAAAGAAUAAUUAAUCCAAAUGAUUUUUUAUCAAGGUUUUAUAACACACUUCUAAACCAAGAAAAAUUACCUCUAGUCGAUAUACAUGAAUUGUUAUUAAAUCCUAUUACAAAACCAAGUGAUUCUGAAGAUAAAGAAAUUCGUGACAAAUUUAACAAACUACUAGAUUUUUUGCUAACCACUAUUCAAAAUGAAAUGACUGGUAGAGAGUAUGAUGCCGAGAAAGCAUAUCCAAAUUUGAAUGUCAAAAUUUCAAUCAAUGAAUCAAAAGAAAUUUUAUCGAAAUUUCCCUAUAAUUCUGAUCUAUCAUCAGUUGUUUUCAAGUAUUUAACCACAAAGAAAUUAAUAAAUCAUUCAAUUUUACAAGAUACUUGGGAAAAGCACUGUAAAGACAUUGUUGAUUAUCCUAAAUCAGAAACUGGAGUUGCUAUUCCAAGAAUUACUAAUAUUUUGCAUGAAACAGGUGUUAUACCGAAAUUUUUUAUUUAUCUCAACGAGAAAAAGGUUCCAUUUACCCAAUAUGAUACUUUAUUAGAAGCAGUAUUUGCAUUGAAUGAAGAUUGCAAUGAUAUUCAUUUAAAACUUAAACCUGCAAAAGAUAACGAAAAAUACAUCAGAACUGAGCCCAUUGGAGUGUCUGAUCCAUUUCUUGCUGCAGUUCACUUCAAAAUCCGUGAAUACUACUACAAAACCAAAAAAUAUUUGAUAAAUGAAAAACUUGAUACGUUUGCAAGAGAUAAAAUCGAAAAAAAUGUUAAAUCAACGAUUUGUUCUUUACAUCCUAUAUCUCGGUUGAUUUAUCAAUAUCCAUUUUUAUUUUCAUACGAUACAAGAUACAGUUUCCUCAAUAUCAAGUACAUAAGUGUUGAUCACGCGCUAUCUGAGAAGGGUUCCGAAUACAAAGCUUCUAUUAUUGUCCGAAAAGAUAAGAUUUUUGAAGACGGAUUGAAAAUUCUGAAGCAUUGUGGUCCAGGAACUUUGAAUUGGGACUGUAAAUUCUAUGGCGAAGCCGGUAUCGGAAGUGGUCCUUCGAGAGAAUUCAUUUUUUCACUAACAAAUGAAUUUCUACAGAGAGAUCAGACAUUUAGAAAAUAUGAGAUGGGAUAUAUGCCUAUCCAUGGUGCAAAAAACAUGAAAGAAUUUGGUAUUUUAAUUGCAAAGACAAUAAUUAUGCAAGCUACAAUAAAUGAUGCAUUUUGUGAUGCAUUCUUCAAGUUACUUUGUGGAGAAAGAUUCGAUUGGACUGAAAUUGAUAAAAGUUAUGCAAAUAUGUUCAAUAAUCCCGAGAAAUUGAUUGGAUGUGAUCUUGCUACCUUUAACCUUGGUGAUGGAGAUAUUACUGAAGAAAAUUGUCAAUAUGUUUUAGAACAAUUCAAGGUUGAAAAUUAUUUCAAAUAUGUUCUUGAAGAUUUUAUCCAAGGCUUUGGUACUGUUAUGGCUCCAAGUGCAUUAAAAUUGUUUUCAUCUGAAGAAUUAAAGCAAAUCAUUUGUGGAAACAACAAAUACAAUUAUACAAUUGAAGAUCUAAGAGAGAGCAUUGAUUGUUCGCAAGGUGUAACGCCUAAUAUUCAAAAAUGGCUAUUUGAGAUAUUAGCGGAAUUUGAUCAAGAAACUUUCCAAAAUUUCCUAAAAUUUGUUACCGGAUCUCAAAAAUUCCCUCAAAACGACUUGAAGAAACUCAAUCCUAAGAUUAGCUUAGAUAAAGGAGACCAAAAUCUUGAAGCUUUCCCAACUGCAAAGACUUGCAUGAGAAGAAUCAAGAUCCCUGACUAUCCAACUAAAGAAAUCUUGCGUGAAAAGCUACUGUAUGCUAUUUCUAACAUCGACAAUAUGCAGUUUGGUUAUGAUUAA